Molecule: messenger RNA, 426 nt
Organism: Prosopis cineraria
Lineage: Eukaryota; Viridiplantae; Streptophyta; Magnoliopsida; Fabales; Fabaceae
Product: protein RALF-like 32
Exons: 1
Coding region: 7-387 (126 amino acids)
Source: RefSeq, a predicted model, not a curated record
CUGAGAAUGGAAUCGAAGGCUGGGGUUAGGGUUUCGAGUUCUACCUUCUUCUUAUUCUGCUUCUACUCUAUGAUCUUGUUGUUCGGAUUUAUCAGUUCUCUGUGCUUGAAAAGCGAUGCUGCUGCUGUUUCUGCUGCACCAUUCAGCUGCAAGAAUGGGACGAUUGCAGAGUGCAAUGAAGACGAUGAGAUGAUGAUGAUGGAAUCGGAGAUCAGCCAGAGGUUGAUGGCGGAGAAGACGAAGUACAUAUCUACGGGAGCUCUCCGGAAAAACAGACCAGUCUGCAAGGGCGGAGGCAGCGGCAAAUCUGGAGAAUGUCUUCCUCCUCCUUCAAAUCCUUAUACCAGAGGCUGUUCUAAGGAACAUCGUUGCAGAUCUGACUCUUGAGUCGUCCCAGAAAUUGGCCAUGUGCUGCAAUUUGAUCCG